This is a messenger RNA of Coffea arabica (coffee), 5449 nucleotides long. The record is from RefSeq and is a predicted model, not a curated record. Lineage: Eukaryota; Viridiplantae; Streptophyta; Magnoliopsida; Gentianales; Rubiaceae.
AGAAAUACUAAAAAGGUUUUAGAAGUGUAUGGAAAUUUGCAAUAAAUUGCUCCUAUCUGUUCAUCUAUAUUCUUCAUCCUUCGAAAUUCACACCAUUGUUGUGUCCUCUCUUCAUUCUUUAACAGACUGAUGAUCAAUUUUGUGUAGAGAGUGGCAGAGAAUCUUUGUAUCAUAGUUUGAUAGCAGUGAUUUUUUACAAUAAAGGAAUAAAGAUGGGUUCCUCACAAAAUGUCAAGAACCCUUUAAAAAGAAGCUUUGAAAGCAUGAAUUCCAUGGCUAGAAUAACCAGUGAAGCCAUGGAUGUUGAUAAAAAUCAAAGCUUGAUGCCAACAAGCUACCAAGUUGAGAUUUUUGAAGUUGCAAAGAGGAGAAACACAAUUGCAGUGUUGGACAGUGGUGCUGGGAAGACCAUGAUUGCUGUUAUGAUGAUCAAAGAAUUAGGCCAAUCUCUCAGGCUUAAUGGUGAAAAGAAAUUAAUAAUUUUCUUGGCUCCUAGUGUCCACCUUGUUCACCAGCAAUAUGAGGUAAUAAAAUGUCACACAGAGCUUGAAGUUGAGGAGUUGUUUGGGGCCAAAGGUGUUGAUGAUUGGCAUAAGGAGACCUGGGAGAAAGCAAUCAAUGCACAUGAUGUUAUGGUUAUGACGCCCCAGAUUUUAUUGGAUGCUCUGAGGAAAGCUUUCAUGAGUCUGGAUGUUGUAUGCUUAAUGAUUCUAGAUGAGUGUCAUCAUGCCACUGGUAACCAUCCUUACACAAAAAUAAUGAAGGACUUCUACCAUGAUAAAUUUAGAAACAAGCCAAAGAUCUUUGGUAUGACUGCAUCACCAGUAAUUAGGAAAGGUGUAACAUCCACCAUAGUCUCUGGGCGGCGAAUAUCAGAACUUGAAAGUCUUUUGGAUUCCCAGAUUUAUGCAACAGAGAACAGGGCAGAGUUGGAGGAAUCUGUCCCUUCUGCAAAAGAUGUUCGUAGAUUUUAUGACCCUCCAUCAUCAAAUUUGGAAUUGGAAACAUUGGAGGCAGAAAUUGAGCAUCUACGAGAGAAGUUUGAUGCUGCUUUGCUUGAUUUGCAAUGCUCCCUCCCAUGCCAGUACAAAGACAUUAAUGAUAAAGCCGUGAUGUUUCAAAAGAGGUUGUCGAGUGAUUAUGCAACUAUUUUGUGGUGCCUCGACAAUCUUGGCCUUAUAUGUGCAUAUGAGGCUAUUAAAAUCUGUAUAGAGGCUGCCUCUAAUGUUAAGGAAGAGUGUGAAGCUUUCUCAUCUGAGAAAGCUUCACUGCAGUAUAACUAUUUUCUUGAGGAAGUACUAUCAACAAUUCUGAAAUCAUUGCCUCAAGAUCACGAGAAGCUUCUAGGUGUUGGAUAUAAUUCUUCAGCUACUAUAUGUAGAGGCUAUAUCUCUUCAAAAGUAUGUGAGCUUUUGGAGAUAUUCAGAUCAUUUGGGAAAGAUACUAAAGUGUCGUGUCUCAUUUUUGUUGAAAGAACUAUAACAGCAAAAGUACUUGAGCAACUCAUUAAGAGAACUGCAUGCUUGUCUCAUUUUGGGGUUGCAUACAUGACGGGAAAUAACUCAUUAGUUGAUGCAUUGGCACCAAAAGCUCAGAAAGAAACCCUUGAAUCAUUCAGAGUUGGGGAGGUCAAUCUAUUAUUCUCAACUGAUGUCAUUGAGGAGGGAAUCCAUGUACCUGACUGUAAGUUUGUUGUGCGCUUUGAUCUACCAAAAACAGUUCACAGUUAUGUCCAGUCACGUGGACGAGCUUGUCAAUUGGGCUCUCAAUUUAUUGUCAUGCUUGAGAGGGGGAACAUCAGACAAAUGGAUGACUUGUUUAACCUCAUUAGGAGUGAAUUCUCAAUGAAUAAUACGGCGGUAAGCAGAGAUCCUGAUGCUUGUGUUAAAAAAUCUUGUCUUAUGAAGGAAAAAGAUACAUAUCUUAUGAAGGAAAAAAAUACAUAUGUGGUGGAGGCAACUGGAGCAUCAGUUGCUGCAGAUUCAAGUGUUAGCCUCUUACAGAGAUAUUGCGACAAACUCCCAGGAGACAAGUAUGUAUACUUGAUAUUAUCAAAUCUAUACAGACGAGAAAACUCUGUGAUUAGGGGAUGGUUUCUUGAUGUAACUUUUUGUAUCUUACUUGGAUCACUAGUGAUGCUUUUUGGCAGGAAUACUCUUUUGUCCAAACAGCUUGUGUGCUUGGAAGCAUGUAAAAAGCUGCAUCAGAUGGGGGCUCUCAGUGAUCAUCUUCUUCCUAUCAGUGAAAAGCCUUCCCAAAGUAGUUCCCACCCAAAUUGUAAAGCAUUAGCAUCAGGUGCAGGAACAACAAAGAGGAAAGAAUUGCAUGGAACCACCUGCAUUCGUGCGCUGUCUGGGACUUGGGGAGACAAGCUUGAUGGAUUUGUUUUUUACGUAUAUAAGAUAGACUUUUCUUGUAAAACUGAGCAACUUUAUUCCAGCUUUGUUCUUUUGCUCGAGUCAAAGCUAGAUGAUGAUGUAGGAAAAACUGAAGUGGACCUGUAUCUAAUCUCAAAGUUUGUCAAAUCUACUGUUUCUGCAUGUGGCCAAAUUCAUCUUGACGCAGAACAGGUGGCAAAAGCAAAAUGCUUCCAAGAAUUAUUUUUCAAUGGGUUAUUUGGUAAAUUGUUUAUCAAAUUGUCUGGAGAAAGGAAGUUCCUCUUUCAGGCACAGGAAACAUUGUGGGACCCAUCAAACAUGUAUUUGCUUUUACCCGUAGAGUUGUUAAUCAAUUGCUCUGAGCCCUGGAGAAUAAAUUGGGGAGGAAUUGAAUCUUGUGUUUCAGUGGUGGAAUUUUUCAAGAAGCAUGCUUGGAUAAGUGCUGAACGGUCUGAAAGCAACAGGAAAAACAUGUUAGUUCAUAGACCUGAUCCUGAUGGAAGUGAUGCAGAAAGCACAAAUAUCAUCCAUCUGGCAAAUACAUCAAUUUCCUUAAAUAAUCUGAAGGAUAUGGUAGUUGUGGCCAUCCAUACUGGCAGAAUUUAUUCUAUUAUGGCAGCAGUCGAUAAUACAUCAGCAGAAAGCCCUUUUGAUGCCAAUUCUGAUGCUGAACCAUCAAGUUAUUCAUCGUAUGCUGAUUAUUUCAAUAAAAAGUAUGGAAUUGUUUUAGUGCAUCCUCAGCAGCCUUUGGUGCUGCUAAAGCAAAGUCAUAGUUCACACAACCUUCUGGUGGAUUUUAGAAAUGAAGGCACUUCACGUGGAAAGAAAUUGCAUGGUGACAGUAGGAUGGCUGUUGAAAAGCCACGAUGCUAUGCUCACAUGCCACCAGAACUUCUAGCCAGCAUUGAUGUCUCACAUGAUGUCUUAAGAUCAUUUUAUUUGCUACCUUCCAUAAUGUACCGACUGGAGUCUCUGAUGUUGGCAAGCCAGCUCCGAGAAGAGAUUGCCCUGAAUUCUCAAAACAUACAUAUAGCAAGCUCGUUGAUUCUGGAGGCUCUUACAACUGUAAAAUGUAAUGAAAGCCUUUCCAUGGAACGCUUAGAGUUGCUCGGAGAUUCAGUGCUAAAAUAUGUUAUGAGUUGCUACCUCUUUCUAAAACAUCCCAAAAAACAUGAAGGACAAUUAUCUGCUCAGCGUUCAAGGGCUGUGUGUAACUCCACCCUGCAUAAAUUGGGAACUGAUUGCAAGUUGCAGAAUUAUAUACGGGACAGUCCAUUUGAACCACGUCGCUGGACUGCUCCAGGGCAGCAUUCUAUAUGGCCUAAUCAUUGUGAACAUGGGGUGGAUACAAUAGAAGUGCCUUUAGACGGAAAGUUCAUUACAGAAGACACUAAAGUAGUAGUUGGGAAGUGCUGUGAUAGAGGUCACAGAUGGAUUGGAUCAAAAACAAUAUCUGAUUGUGUUGAAGCCCUAAUAGGGGCAUACUAUGUUGGUGGGGGAUUGGGUGCUGCAAUUGGGUUGAUGAAAUGGCUUCGGAUUGAUGCUGAACUUGAGCCUGCAUUAGUUGGUGAGGCCAUUAAGGUUGCAUCUCUUCAUUCAUAUGACCCAAAAGCCAAAGACAUUGGAAUCCUGGAGAUGAAGCUUGGUUAUGAAUUCAGAGUCAAGGGGCUGUUGCUAGAGGCCAUUACACAUGCAACUGAACAAGAGCAAGAUGCUAGUUUCUGUUACCAGAGGCUGGAAUUUCUUGGCGAUUCAGUGCUGGACAUACUUAUAACUUGGCACCUUUAUCAAAAUCACUCUGACAUUGACCCUGGGGAAUUGACAGAUCUGCGUUCUGCCUCUGUGAAUAAUGAUAGUUUUGCUCUUGCUGCUGUUAGACAGAAACUUCAUCUGCAUCUUCAACAUUGCUCUGGAUUCCUUGAAGAUCAGAUUUCGGCAUAUGCUAAGUCUGUGUCUGAUCCUUGCAACAGUACAAAGUCACUCCAAGUUACAAAAGCUCCUAAGGUACUGGGGGACUUGGUGGAAAGUAUUGCUGGGGCAAUACUAAUUGACACCAAACUCAAUCUGGAUGAAGUCUGGAGGAUAUUUAAGCCGCUGCUUUCUCCUAUUGUGACCCCUGAUAAGCUUGAGCUCCCUCCACUUCGUGAACUAAUUGAGUGGUGUGAUUCUGUUGGUUACUUUCUAAAACAAAUUUGUACAACAAAGGGUGAUUUGGUGAAGGCAGAGCUUAUCUUACAGCUAGAAGAUAAUCAGUUAGUUAAAGAGGGUUGUGGACCAAAUAGAAAAAUUGCUAAGGGUCAAGCAGCUCUUCUUCUGUUGAAGGACUUAGAGGAAAGAGGAAUUCUGUCUAAAAGGCCAAAAGAAGAGAAAGAUGAUGUUUCUUGUACAUCUUUACCAAGCUCAGAUGGUAUCUGCUGUUUAAAAAAUGAAGGUACUGAUCUAAAAUUUAAUAAAAAGCAGAAGAUUAUUCAGGUGAAUCCAGGGCCAGAGAGUGGUGAUCCACAGGGCUUUGAUUCUGAUAGGCUCAAUAUACCAGUACUUCCACCAAUUGACAUGAAAAAAGGAGGGCCACGGUCCUCUCUUUUUGCUCUCUGCAAGAGACUGCAGUGGCCAAUGCCUACUUUCCAUACCACAGAGCGCAAGUCAAGAUCUCAAAUGGUAAUUGGUGAAGGCUCUGAGCAGAGAACAGGGUUUAAUAGUUUCGAAUCUGAUAUCACCUUGAUCAUACCAAACUCUGCUACUAUAGUAGUCAAAGGAGAUCAAAGAGCUGAUAAGAAGAGCUCAUUUGACUCAGCUGCCUUGACCAUGCUUUAUGAGUUACAACAACAGAAAAGGAUUGUCAUUCGUGCACAGUGAUUUUCUGUUCUGCCAAAACACUGCCAAACCGAUUUUUCUAGUAAGUAUAUACAAGCGGAGAGUCUCUUCUACUGGAUAUUGUCACUGAAAUACUAUGUAUCACAUUGAAAAUGAUGAUCUACCAAAAAUAAGAUUUAAGGAUUUGGCAGAGUUGGCCAAUAAGCAGUUUUCCAUUUUGCUUUGAAGAGUGUUUUAUAAGCACUUGAACUGGACAA